UGCUCCAGUUUAUUCGUUGUGUGGCAGAGUUUUUGACUUUGGAAAAAAAUUUGUUGUUCUUAUUAAAGUUCAUAAUUUAUGAAAAUAAUAUAUUUUUAAAGAAUUUUAACAGAGCCAGGAAAAUAAUAGCGUAAAACAUUAAAAAUGCUCCCAAAUAUGCGUACCCGACGCGCCGUUGGUCUCCAUUUGACUGGCAAGGGAUAUGGUCCACAAGCGAAAAUACCACCCAAAUACUCAGAGGAAGAUUGGGAUUUCAACAAUCACGUAAAAUUUCGCAUUACCUGCGAUCAGGAGCGUUUAGCGGAACGUAUUGUAGAGGAGUCUCAACGUGUGGUAGACGAAACCAAAGACACAACCAAGAAUUGGCAACGUGAAGUAGAACAUCACAUGCGUGAACGUACCAGUGAGAUCCGAUUCUUGUUAGAUGAGUUGAAUAGACAAAAGAAAACUGCAAUGCUGGAGGAUGAGGCGCUGAAUACAUAUCGUAAUCGCGUACUUAAUGCUAUUGACUUUUUGAAAGAGAAAUCAUUGGCCAUCAAUCAGCGGUGUCAGAUAUUACGUGAGGGACGGAUUGGCGUAGAUCUGUGCGAUGAUGAAGUGGAUCGGUGUUUGCGUCGUGAAUUAAAGGUUAUAAAGGGUUGUCAGUGUUUAAUGGAUCGUGCACUGAAGGAGGCAACCGAACAAAUACGAAGUCUACGCGCAACAAUGUAUCUGUUGGAUAAAGAUUUGGCACAGAAGGACAAGUCACUUUUGAUUGAUGAAAAUAAUUUGACUCUCCGAGAAACUCAACGGAAUAUGGGGCAUGGAAAAGAUCUCUCUAAUCUGGAAUGUCGUUACUCACUGGGCGAGUGGCAACAUCAGACAUAUAAAAACAUUGAAGACAACGCCAAAGAGUUAAAUUCAGCCUCACAGCUUCGUGCCUACAUCGACUUGCUGUUAAAGCAGGUGUGUGAGGAUAUGCAAAAUCAAACGGAUCGCACUAAUGAGGCUUUUGAGCGACGCAUCGCCGAGAUGAAACAUGUCAAGAAGUGUUUAGAGGAUAAGCACAAUGACUGUAUGAUUCAUAUACACGAGAUGCAGCGUAACAUACAGCAAUUGGAGAAGGAGCUUGUCGAUAAGCAACGCUCCUUGACUCUUUGUCAGACACGAUUGAGCAACCGAGCUCGUCGUCCGGGCCUAGAGCUGACCUGUGAUAGUGUACAGGAUGCACUCUAUCAUGAAAUGGAAGCACUGCAGGCAUCAAUAUGUAAACUGAAUGUGAAGAUUAAUGAAAACAAAGCCUCUUUGCGUUAUUUGCUUCACGUACAGAUAAUGCAAGAGGAGGAGAUCAAUAUUAAGGCAAAUAGUAUCAAAAUUGAUGAAGUGGACUGCAUGACUAUUAGACAAGCUUUAAAAUAUCAAUCAUUCUAAAUAUCUUUGCACUUAUACACAUAUACUUAAAAUUAAUCACCUAAUGAAAUUUUAGAAAUUUCAUCAUCAUAUCAUUGGAAAAGGGAUAUUCCAUUGUGCAUAAAUUCUUAGAGAACAUACCGAACACUGCCAUGCAUACAUAUCUACAUUAUAUUACGCGUUAUAUUUCAAAUAAAA
Ceratitis capitata (Mediterranean fruit fly) is the source of this 1587-nucleotide messenger RNA. It is a transcript of the gene Tektin-C, whose product is annotated as tektin-1. The transcript is spliced from 3 exons. Gene Ontology annotation, cellular component: nucleus; microtubule cytoskeleton. The record is from RefSeq and is a predicted model, not a curated record. The coding region runs from base 145 to 1410 and encodes 421 amino acids. Gene Ontology annotation, biological process: cilium movement involved in cell motility; cilium assembly. NCBI's taxonomy places the organism in Eukaryota, Metazoa, Arthropoda, Insecta, Diptera, Tephritidae.